Scatophagus argus is the source of this 1502-nucleotide messenger RNA. It is a transcript of the gene pomk, whose product is annotated as protein O-mannose kinase. The record is from RefSeq and is a predicted model, not a curated record. The transcript has 3 exons. Gene Ontology annotation, cellular component: endoplasmic reticulum membrane. Bases 391 to 1443 code for a protein of 350 amino acids. Lineage: Eukaryota; Metazoa; Chordata; Actinopteri; Scatophagidae. Gene Ontology annotation, molecular function: carbohydrate kinase activity; protein kinase activity; ATP binding. Gene Ontology annotation, biological process: protein phosphorylation; carbohydrate phosphorylation; protein O-linked glycosylation.
CACGUAUUCAGCCAGAAAACACAGCAGGGUGUAAUAUUAAACAUUUCUACCAUUAUGCAGGUUACUACGGCAGCCAUUUACUAUUUUAGAACCAUCUUAUCAUUCCAUCAUUAUGACAGACACGGCUCUCGACUAUUGGUUUCAGUAACAGCUGGCCAGUGCAGAUAAUAGGAAAGACAUAAUGUUAGCAAAGAGUAGGACGAGUUAGAAAAGAAAGAUCUGCAUAGGUUAGGGUGGAAGUAAACAGCAGACCUAAACACAAAAUGUGUUUAACUGUGUCUUUUUCAGUACAUAAUUGAUAUAAUUAUUAGGCGUCCAUAUAAACAUACCACACCCACUCAUCGAAGCAAACAAGCGGUAACGAUUUUUUAAAGGCAGCUAGUUUUGCUGAUGCAAAGUACCAUGGGUUGGAACAGCAGCAGUACAAUACAGUACAGUGUUCUAGGGAUGGUUGUGUGCCUUGUUGCUUUGCUUCUCAGCAAUAUCUUGAUCUACCUGUAUCUGGACUCCAUGUAUCACAAUGAUCAGCAGCUGGUGUCCUCUCGUGCUGGCUGUGUGCCUCAACACUUUAAAUUGGCAACCAUGAAAAAUUGCACUCCCUGGCUUCAGUGUUCACAGAUAAAUGCUGAGGUCCACAAGGUGAAACUGAUCGGCCAGGGAGCUGUUAAAAAGGUCUAUCUGGCAGAUUGGAGGGGUCAGAAAGUGGCUCUGUCCAAACUAUCAUCUUUGGAUUACCAGGAUGAUUUUUUCCACGGAUUAUCCAUGUUAAAGGCCCUACAGGGGCACCUGGUAGUGCAGUUGGUGGGGUCUUGCCUUGAAGACAACACCCUGGUCACAGAGCACCACCCAUUUGGUUCACUGCUUAACUUAGAUAGAGUUUUUGCACAAGAGCCACACCAGCAACACAACACAUGGCAGAUGCGACUCAGGCUGGCUAUUGAUUAUGUUUCCAUCCUCCAUUACCUCCAUAACAGCCCUGCUGGGCGGCGAGUUAUGUGUGAUUCCAACAGCCUGGAGAAAACACUCUCUCAGUUUCUACUGACAAGUGAUUUUCAUCUGGUAGUGAACGAUGUGGAUGCACUGCCUGAGGUGGAUCCAUCCAGAGGCUUGUUGGUCAAAUGUGGUCAUCGGGAGCUCAGCGGGGACUUUGUAGCCCCAGAGCAGCUGUGGCCAUUCAGAAACCAAGGACAGCAAUUUUCAGAUCAUCUCAUGCCGGAUUAUGAUGAGAAAACAGACAUCUGGAAGAUCCCAGAUGUGACAUGGUUUUUGAUGGGAAGGGUCCCCGGAGGAGAUUUAGUGCACUUCCAUCUUUUUCAGAUCCAUGAAGAGUGUAAGAAUCAAGACCCCAAGCUCCGCCCUUCAGCCCUGGAUGUUUUGAAAGUGUACAAGUCAGUCUACAGCAGCAUGGUGCGAGACAAUGUUGGCUUUAGAGACAUGCUGUAGAAUACAUGCUUGACUUAUCUCAAAAAGACUGUGAAAGUACAAUAAAAAUCCAAGCUACA